GUGGUGUGUUUACCUAUUUUUCUUGCACACGGAUCUUGGAGUGAAAACACAUAAAACCCCGAAUUUCACCAGUUUUUGUCAUAAGCUGCACGAAGUAUUGAGUGAAGUCUGAUUGACAUUACCUUUUGAAACGUACAACUCGAGUUCAAUUUCAUCACCAUGCCUGAUGUCAAGUGUGUCUGCUGCAAGGAGGGAAAUGAGUGUGCCUGCAAGGGACAGAAUUGCUGUACAACUGGUGAAUGCUGCAAGGGUGGAACCUGCUGCACUUGGAAAUGCUCAAAUGCGGCAUGCAAGACGUGUGCUGAUGGCUGCAAGUGUGGAAGCGGCUGCUCAUGCACUGAGGGGAACUGUCCAUGCUAGAUGAGCUGGGCCCUUUGCUAUAGGGAUGGCAGAUUGAGCAUACAGCUGAUGAAGUCACUCAGCGCAUCUGCCAACAUGCUCCAAGCAGACAUGACUUUGUAUAUACUUUCGACCCGAUGUUUUAUAUUUUUGUUGUAAGAUAGUUGUACAUGUAUAUUAAAUUAAUUUAAACUUUAUUUUUUCUGAAAUAUGAGACUUAUUGGCAUUAAUUGGACUACUUAAAAAACAGUAAUUAAUUAAGGCCGACAGUAAUCAUAAUACUAAUACUCGGUUUUAUAUAGCGCUUAUUAGAAUCACUAAGCGCUUCCAAACUUGGAGAGUAUUACCCCAGCUUUAGCUGUGCUGCCAUGAUAGAAUUUUUCUCCAUUUGUUACUGCCCUGUAUUGUAAAUUCUUCAGUCUGUUUCUAACUUUUAUCAAAUUGUCAAAUUUGGAAUGAAGAUAAUAAUAAUAUAGCGUAUUUGUAAUGCGCCAACUCCACAUUACUAAUGUGUUCGAGACUCACCUAUGAUUAAAUUUCAAUAAUACUACAAUGUACAUUCAGUAUGGGUUGCUUAUUUUCUCUUAUGAUUUAUUUGGGAUGGUAUAUACUGAGGAAAUAUUAAGUAGAUUUAUUGCGGUACUUUGAAGAAAAGAGAGAUGUGUAAUUUAGAGAAUUGAGUGCUGCAGAGGAAAUGUGGGGAGAAUGGAGAUUACAUAAGAAGCUCAAAGGUUGAAAGAACAACUAUAAUAGCCUCGGUAAUUACAAACUAGCAAGAGAAGGAGUUCGGAGGCCAGAGUUAUACAUGUACUGCGGGUUACACAGAGAGAGGGAGAAAAAAAAAGGAAAAAAAACGUGUACGGGAGAAGGGGAGUGAGUAUGACCAGAUCGGAAUGAGAACAGGGAGAGAGAGAAAGAAAACAAAAAGACGUGGACAAGAGAGAGAGAGUAUGACCAGAUGGGAG
This is a messenger RNA of Strongylocentrotus purpuratus (purple sea urchin), 1304 nucleotides long. It is a transcript of the gene MTB1, whose product is annotated as metallothionein b. NCBI's taxonomy places the organism in Eukaryota, Metazoa, Echinodermata, Echinoidea, Camarodonta, Strongylocentrotidae. Gene Ontology annotation, molecular function: metal ion binding. The record is from RefSeq and is marked validated.